This is a messenger RNA of Funneliformis mosseae, 1092 nucleotides long. The record is from the annotation of a GenBank genome assembly. NCBI's taxonomy places the organism in Eukaryota, Fungi, Glomeromycota, Glomeromycetes, Glomerales, Glomeraceae.
AUGUCGGGUAGUUGUAAUCAAAUAACACGCGAUGGAAUGCAAUAUAUACGGUGGAUACAUACACUUUUUGGUUUUUGUGUGUAUACCAACCAAGAUACAUUAGUCAGUGAUAUCUUUGGAUAUUUAUGUGUGGCAUGUUGGUUGAACGCCCAAUUUCCACAAGUCCUAACAAAUUAUCGAAAUCGCUCAGCUGAUGGGCUUAGUUUACCAUUUCUCACAAAUUGGCUACUAGGCGAUAUUGCCAAUUUAUUAGGAUGUAUACUGACAAACCAAUUACGAUUUCAGAUUGUCCUUGCCGUAUAUUUUUGUAUAAUAGAUUUUAUUCUAUUCUGCCAAUAUUUUUAUUAUAUGUGGCUUUCAACAGAAAUACUCAGCGAGUCCGAAGAGGUUCCAUUACCGGAUAGACGAUUAUCCAUGCAAUCAUUAAAGGAUUCUAUAUUGGAAGGUGCAAAAAAGAGCUACACGUUUCCCGCAAGGAAGAAACAAUCUUAUAAACGAAUACCGUCGGUGGUGUUUGCUGUUCUUCUCUUCACAUUUAAUUCCACCUCUUCUAUAUCAUCUUCCUUUUCCUCUUCACGUUUUCCAACUAUACAUGACGAAAUCGGAUCUCAAGAAAUGCCAUUGCAUGGAAAUGCAAAAUUACUAUCUGAGCAUAAUGUAAUUUUCUUAGGGAGAGUUAUGGCUUGGACAUGCACUUUAUUUUAUUUGACCAGCCGAAUGCCACAAAUAUGGAAAAAUUACACGAGAUCAUCGGUUGAAGGACUAUCAGUUUUUAUGUUUAUAUUUGCGGCCCUUGCCAAUUUGAAUUAUACUUUAUCCAUCUUAACCAACCCGUUGUCAGGGUCAGAAGCAUAUAUACGUGAUGCAUUUCCUUUUAUAUUAGGAUCUGUUGGAACGUUAAUGUUUGACGUCACAAUAUUCUUACAAUGGUGUAUUUGGCGUAAUGCGGAACCACGAAAGAAACGUCGGAGUAUUUAUUCCGGCAAUUAUGGUAGUGAUGCCAUAAGGUAUCACCAAUUACCAACGGAUGAUGGAAGUUUUAGAAGUGGAAGGUACAAUCGAAGAAGCGAAAUCAAUGAAAAUUUUGUUUAA